Molecule: messenger RNA, 1298 nt
Organism: Scleropages formosus (Asian bonytongue)
Lineage: Eukaryota; Metazoa; Chordata; Actinopteri; Osteoglossiformes; Osteoglossidae
Gene: bcl10
Product: BCL10 immune signaling adaptor
Exons: 3
Coding region: 210-962 (250 amino acids)
Biological process (GO): apoptotic process; positive regulation of extrinsic apoptotic signaling pathway; adaptive immune response
Cellular component (GO): CBM complex; cytosol
Molecular function (GO): kinase activator activity; protein kinase B binding; NF-kappaB binding
Source: RefSeq, a predicted model, not a curated record
CACUACACAGGCAUCCAGUCCACUCUUACCUACACUUCAAACUGCGCCAUUUUGGGACUCUGCUGCUUCGAAGCCACUCAGUCGGUGGGCAACUUUGGCGCCUCGCACUCGGCAGCCGCGUGGAUCGUGCGCGAGGGGCCCCAGAAGGCGCGAGCUGCGGGGUGAAGCGCGGGCGCGCGCGCGCCCACACACACACACGCACGCACACAAUGGACGUCCCGCAGCUCACCGAGGAUGAAAUGGCCGAGAUAAAGAAGGAAGUGUUGGAACGACUGCGACCAUACCUCUGUGACAAAAUCACAGCAGACCGCCACUUCGACUACUUACGCUCAAAGAAGAUUCUCACUCGAGAGGACACAGAGGACAUCAGCAGUAAAGUCACCACCCGACAGCGUGCCGGAAAGCUGUUGGACUACCUCGCGGAGAACCCCAAGGGCCUAGACGUUUUCAUCGAGUCUAUUCAGUACAGCAAGUGUUCUGACUUCAUCAUCACCAAAAUCACAGACGAGGUGCAGAAGCUGAAAAACGAGAGAAUUGAAGCAUUAAAAGCUGGGGCAUCCUGCAGCGGAUGCUCUUUAAUGAAAUGCACUGGAGCCACGAAUGACCUCUCUAGGACAUUCUCCAAUGAGUCCAACUACGACAAGAGUUGCAGUUCUACUAUCCUGUACCACCCUGAAGGGGAGUGGAGUCCGUCUUCGUCCACUACGAUGGGUUCUCUAAAUGUGCCUCAUGGCCAGGGCCAGGACAGGGAGUUUCCAGGAAACUGCAGUGUAACCGUCUCCUCGGCAUCGGUCCUGCCCAGGCCCGGUGAUCCUGGGGCACCUCCUCUGCCAGAGGAGCUGCAGGCCGAGUCUGAGGGUGCCUGCGGGAGUGAAGGGAGCACCGACUCAAACUUCCAACCACUCCGCUCGCGCUCCAUUUCACCAGCAUGCCAGAACUUACCCUCACUGGGCUCGCGGUGAGGCUGCAGCAGAUCAUGGGUCCUCAGAGACCUACUGGAGAUUUGGAUCACUGCAGUACGUUUGAUAUUCGCUAGCUGUACUGGUUUGUUACCGGUUUUGUCGUCAGAGCUAAUCUGUCUUGCAUCACAAGUGGUGCCACAGUUUGGAUUUCACUGGGCCUGUGAAAAAGACUAAUUUUAAAGAUUGUACAUAAGGUAGGCAUUUACUGUAUGGCAUUUUACUAUGGCACUGAGUGUAAUAUUUCGUAUCUCAAAGUUCUUUGAUUAAGGGUUAUUUGUGCAAAGUGGUUUUUUAAUUUUUUUUGCUAUUAUUUUUGAGGGCCUGAUUUUUGUUUCA